This is a messenger RNA of Rotaria sordida, 1831 nucleotides long. The record is from the annotation of a GenBank genome assembly. NCBI's taxonomy places the organism in Eukaryota, Metazoa, Rotifera, Eurotatoria, Philodinida, Philodinidae.
CCCACACCCACACCCACACCCACCCACACCCACACCCACACCCGUAGAAAGGAUUAUGCCAGGAGAAAUAAUUAUAGCUACGAAUCUAGCAGGACGGGGUACCGAUAUAAAAACGAAUGAGAUUGAAAAAUAUGGUGGUCUUCAUGUUAUUAUCACGUUUAUGCCUCCUAAUAAACGUGUCGAGGAACAAGCAUUCGGGAGAACUGCACGACAAGGUAAACGAGGUAUAGGUCAAAGAAUAUUAAAUACUAAACAUUUAUUGCGUUAUAGUCAUUGUACCGUUGAGACAAUUCUCCAAUCAAGAGAUCUAACCGAAGAAGAUAUGUUAGAGCAUUUUAAAAAACGAGAAUUACAAGUAAUUAAUUUAAAAGAUAAUCUUUUUACUAAAUUUUGUGAUUUAUUAAGAGUUAUACGUAAAGAUAUUAGGGAGAAAACGAGCGGCAUGACAACAUUAAAGGAAAAGGUAAAAAGAAAAUUCCGGCAUGAUCAUCCUUCUGUAUUGGAAUCGAAUUUAAUUCUUAGCAUUGAAGAACGAUGGGCUAUUUUUCUACAUAAAAUUGAUAAUGAAGAAUCGUCUAUUAAUAUUACAAAAAUUUAUCAAGAUUAUGAAAAAUUUAAAAAGGAAAUAAUUGAUGAUUACCAUAACGACUGUGUCAUUAAAAAUCCUUAUUAUCAUAUUAAGAUUGGUUAUGACUUAAUCAUCAAUGAUUCUUUGUUAAGCGAAACCUAUGAAGAAGCUAUGAAACAUUUUGAUCGAGCUAUCGAACUUGAUGAGAAAUAUACAGCAGCUGCAUUUUUUGAUAAAAAGGAAUUUAGUGUUAAAUAUAAGCCAAAAGGAAAAGAUGAAUAUGAAUCAUUGACAAUAACAAAUAAGCAUUUGAUUGAUUAUCUAUCACCUUUACAACAUGAGCAAAUGACAAUACUAGAUAGAAACAAAUAUCCAAGAGUUUAUGCAUUAAUUUAUGAAGCUGUAACAUUGAAAAAUGGAUUGAAGAAAGAAACUGCUACGACUCUUAUUAAAGAAUUACGUAAAAAGAAUCUUAAUUUUAUAUUGAAAUUUAAAAAUUUGACAAAUCAUCAAGCACAACGACUUAUAGAAAUAGCUCCAAUAGAACAAGAAAACAUUCAAAUAACUAAAAAGAAAACUUUAAGUGAAUUAUUCAUGAAUGAAUCAAUGCCUAAAUUAGAACUUUCAGAAUUUUCCGAGCGAGGUAUCGAAUAUUUACUUGAAAUCAAUGAGAAAAGAUUUAUUCCAUGGAGAAGUAUCGCUGUUGUAACUAUGCUUGCUGCUAUUCAGAUGGCAGUAGGUGGAGCAUUAAUAGCUACUGGAGUCGGCGGUACUAUAGGAAUGGGUCUGAUAACUGAAGGACUAGUAGAUUUAGUCAUUGCUGGUACUGCUUUAUAUACUAGAAAGUUUUCUUGGUCAAGUUAUGCACUACAGAAAGGAGUAAGUUUGACUAUAUCAGCAAUUUCUAUGGGGAUUGCAUCAAUAAAAGGCUCGAGUAAAACAGUUCAAAACAUUGCAGUAGGAAUAGGAGACGAAAUAGCUGAACAAGCAAGUACUCAUGCAGUAACACAUGCAACAACACAAAAUCCUUAUGCAUGUAGUAGCAUGACAAUAUUGACUGGUUAUGAUCUACUGGGCAGUAAUAUAAUUUCAAAUUCUUUAGUUAAUUAUACUGCUUGUUGUGUAUGGUGUCAAUCGCAUAGUGGUUUUAUUGCAUAUACAUGGGGUUUACCGGGAGCAAAUUGGGCUGCUAAUAGAUGUUUUUUAAAAAAUGAAAUUCCAUCUAGCGUCGCUAGUUCAGUAUUUGUUAGUGCAUAUUACUAA